Molecule: messenger RNA, 9009 nt
Organism: Pseudophryne corroboree (corroboree frog)
Lineage: Eukaryota; Metazoa; Chordata; Amphibia; Anura; Myobatrachidae
Gene: SPOPL
Product: speckle type BTB/POZ protein like
Exons: 10
Coding region: 329-1507 (392 amino acids)
Biological process (GO): regulation of proteolysis; proteasome-mediated ubiquitin-dependent protein catabolic process
Cellular component (GO): cytoplasm; nucleus
Molecular function (GO): ubiquitin protein ligase binding
Source: RefSeq, a predicted model, not a curated record
ACCUCGCGAGAUCAAGCUACUGCUAGCGACGCGAGAUUCCUUCUUUCAUUUUUUUCCUUUUUCCUCUCGGCGCAUGCGCGGUGGGCACGGCGAGUCCCUGAGAGGUGCCGGUACUCAGUUACCGUUGAGUACCGGCAGAAUUACUGACAGAUUACUAUAAAGUGGCUGAUGAGGCGCCUGGAGACACUAUGUGAGAGCAUGGGAAGCCCUUGGUGGUGAAUCUCAGUCUCCCAUGGAACAAUGGAGUGACAGCCCCCCUGGCUCUGUUUAUAAAAGUGAGAAAAGCCCAUAUUGUCUGUGUUGAGGCUGUUUUUACAUAGGGGCCACCAUGUCUGGAGGUUCCACGCCGCCCCCCACUGUAGAGAUGUCCUGUGGACCUGUGGCAGAGAGCUGGUGUUAUACCCAGGUGAAAGUAGUGAAAUUUUCCUAUAUGUGGACCAUAAAUAACUUCAGUUUUUGCCGAGAAGAAAUGGGUGAAGUUUUAAAAAGUUCUACUUUUUCAUCAGGGCCAAAUGAUAAAAUGAAAUGGUGCUUGCGAGUUAACCCAAAAGGACUUGAUGAUGAGAGCAAGGAUUAUCUGUCCUUGUAUUUGCUGUUGGUCAGCUGUCCGAAAAGUGAAGUUCGAGCGAAGUUUAAAUUUUCUCUGUUGAAUGCCAAAAGGGAAGAAACAAAAGCCAUGGAAAGUCAAAGAGCUUACCGGUUUGUGCAAGGCAAAGACUGGGGCUUUAAGAAGUUUAUCAGACGUGAUUUUUUACUUGACGAAGCAAAUGGUCUUUUACCAGAUGAUAAACUUACGCUGUUCUGUGAGGUGAGUGUGGUUCAAGAUUCUGUGAACAUAUCAGGGCAGUCCAAUACAAACAAUCUGAAAGUCCCAGAAUGCCGCCUCGCUGAAGACCUGGGUUAUCUGUGGGAAACCACAAGGUUUACAGACUGCAGCUUAUAUGUAGGAGGUCAGGAAUUUAAAGCUCAUAAAUCUAUUCUUGCAGCUCGUUCCCCAGUGUUCAGUGCAAUGUUUGAACAUGAAAUGGAAGAAAGUAAAAAGAAUAGAGUAGACAUUCACGAUAUUGACCCCGAAGUAUUUAAAGAAAUGAUGAGAUUUAUUUAUACCGGAAAAGCCCCUAAUCUUGACAAGAUGGCUGAUAACUUGUUGGCAGCAGCGGAUAAAUAUGCUUUGGAACGACUCAAAGUCCUGUGCGAAGAGGCUUUGUGUAGUAACCUGUCAGUGGAAAAUGUUGCCGAUGUCCUUAUCCUCGCAGAUUUGCACAGCGCAGAGCAGCUGAAAGCACAAGCAAUAGACUUUAUUAACAGAUGUAGUGUUCUCAGGCAACUGGGUUGCAAGGAUGGGAAAAACUGGAACGGCAAUCAAGCAACCGACAUAAUGGAGACAGCUGGCUGGAAAUCCAUGAUCCAAUCACAUCCACACUUAGUAGCAGAGGCCUUCCGAGCACUCGCAUCCGCACAGUGUCCACCUUUUGGAAUUCCAAGAAAGCGGCUAAAACAGUCCUGAAUUGGCCUGUGAACUUUUUUUUUCCCCCACUUACAAAGGACUUUACACUCAGUGUUCAGAACUGUUUUACCACACAAGCUGAAGCAUUUGUUCUUUUUCCUCUUUGGUUUUGCUUGCCCACAGGACUGAAGACAGCAUUUCUACAGUUUCUUUUGCAGAUGGAUAACUUGAUCUAAUCCACAGCUUUAAAUUGGACUGGUUGUUCUCUGAUUCACUGAAUGGCCUUAAAUUAUCUUCAGCUGAUCCGGUCUACAUUUAUCAUGUAUGCCAUUUAAAUGUCUAUUGUUUUAUUUUUUUUAUUUUUUAUUUUUAAAACAAACUGUGCCUUGUCAUUUGACCAGGCUAUGCAGGAUUGCACUAACCCAUAACGCGGUAAUAGUAACGCAAUUAUAUGUUAUGGAAGGAUAAUCUUCUUCUUUUUUUUUUUUUUUUUAAGCUUCAUUUAAUCUUUAUUGUUCUACCCAUAACAGUUGCUUGGCUUCUUCCAUUUUCACAGUAAGGUGAUUUGUUGCUGCGCAGCUGUUGGCUCCCAGUGCAUGCUGGGAAUUGUAGUUCCACACUUGUUAACAGUUUACCUGAGCCUGUGCUAAAUUGAUUUCUUAGGCGAUGCUGUAAGAAGAGAGAGCACUUGAAUACAUUUGCCUAAGAAAGGAAAAGUACAUACAAGUGCUGCUAAUAGGCUGAUGUGACAGUUUUUUUGAGUUGCUAGAAGUGCAAUGAAUACAGUAGGCCCCAAUGGGAAGGCAUAGGGAAGUGAUAAGUGCAUGGUGAUAAACGCACCAGCCGAUCAAAUCCAAUAUGUAAAUUAACAGGAGUUGAUUGGCUGGUGCGUUUAUCACCUUGCACUUAUCACUGGUUUAUCACUUCCUUAUGCUGUCCCCAGGCUUAAUACAUCUCCCCCAGAAUCCCUUCAGCAUUCACAGCAUAAUGUACUGUGCAGAAAUUCUAUAGAAUUCCUGAAAGAAACACAAUAAAGUGUACGCCUGUGUUUCUUUGUUUACAAUCUUCACUUUUACAUUUCUUAUUUGUAUCCCACCUUUCAUUACAACCCAUUAACUGAAAAAAAAAAUUCCCUUGGGCCGAUCAACUUUAGAGAUGCACUUUAAAAUAAAAAAUAAUGUUGAUGAGAAUUUAACUGAUUGAUAAGAAGAUACGUGAAAAUUCUUAUUGUGUGCAAUAUGAUUUUAAACUUGCUGUAUGGGAUUAAAAGAGCAGCCCAUUGCUUAGUCUAGAAAUUGCUUUGAAAUAUUAUAUUUCAGUUACACAUAUGGCACUGCGGAAGGUAUUGAAAUUGUGCAUUAUGUCGGAAUGGUUGAUUUGGUUGUUUGAGUUGUCUUUAGUUGAUGUAAAGUCAUCUAUCAGUUCUUUAAUAGGAUGACCAUGAGUAAUAUGUAGGAUGGCCAUGAAUGAUAGGUUACUACUUAGUUUACUAUAUGUGACAUUUUGCAUUACUGCACCAGUGAGGUUAAUGGUCUGGUUGUCUGGCAGCUGAUUGCAAUUAUAUGGCCUGGCACUCUGUUGUUUCUCCCAUAUUUGUUCAGGGGAGAUGACCUUUAAAUAACGCCUACAGUAUCCGCUGUAUGCAGAUGAGGCAUGCAUUUUAAAGGUUGAACCAAUUCUUAUCAAUUCACCAGGUAACAGUGAUUACACAAAGGGUUAUAUUUACUAAAGUACGUGUUUUUAGAAGUGGAGAUGUUGCAAUCAUAGCAACCAGUCAUAUUGUAGUUACUAUUUUCUGGAAGGUGCUAGAUAAAUAAUAAGUAGAAUCUGAUUGGUUGCUAUGGGCAACAUUUUCCACUUCUUACGCUAGUUACUUAGUAGGUUGGACAUGGGCCCAUUGAGUACAAUUUUGUGUAAAUUCAAUUGGUAGGAGUUGCUAGAGCAGGCUUGGCCAACCUGUGGCUCUCCAGCUGUUGUGAAACUACACAUCCCAGCAUGCACUGCCACGGUUUUAGCAUUUCUUAGUAACAAGUGUAGCAGGGCAUCCUGGGAUUUGUAGUUUCACAACAGCUGGAGAGCCACAGGUUGGCCAGGCCUGUGCCAGAGAGUUCUUAGUGUUGUCACUGGUUCCUAGUUCAUUGCUAGGCUGCAUUGUUACGGAUUUUGUUUUAGCCCAUAAAAUGACUCCAUGGCUCUUUAGCCAACAGAUUUACUUCAGCAAGGGCCCCCACAGUUUCUCCCCAUAUAUUAAAGUACCAUAUCAUUAAGUUACAUGUCAGUUAAAGCGCAGGUUACUACUAUUGGAGUGGUAAGAACUGUCUUCUAAGUUUCCUUCAGUUCAAAUGCCAAAAGGGCAUGUUGUGUCAUAUCCUGUGUACAUGUUAUUGUAGGCGUUGAUGGUAAACUGUGCCCUCUCUUUUACAAAUGUAUUUUGAUAAGUUUAUAAAUUAUUAAAUGGGGUAAUUAUUUGGCUUGUUUGAGCUACUUGUGAGAUGAGCGUUCCCUUUUUAAUGUAAUUCUGUCCACCUAACAGUCAAUUAGCUGAACUUCUUUCCUACCCUGUGUACUUCCACAAUUAGUUUUUUGUAGAAUAGAUUGUACAUUAUCUGCAUUUCCAUUGUGUAAUUAAAGGACAGGUCUGGUUUUGACCAUUUUUUUUCAAAACGCAGCGCAAACCCACGAACCUGCAUAGGCCCACUUCUGUGAACUCCUUUUUCUGUGGAUUUUUCAUUAGUCUGAUUCAAAGGAAGACCAGGUGUCCGAGAUCGCUGGAGCUGCGGGAUGCCAGCUGAUCUCUGACAUUUUUUAAAGGGGAAUUCACAAGGCAAAAUCAUGCUUUGUAAGUGAUUGCCCCGAGAUCGGCCAGCAUCCCGCCCCCCCUGCGAUCUCGGGCGCCAUUACAUCCGGACUCUCAUAUUCCAAAAGGUCUCUAACCACUGUGUGUCUUUACAUUCUUGCAAUUAAAUUUGAUAGUCACAAUGCCAUUAUUACCAUUCUUGAACAUUCAAACUUGAUUUACUUCAGUGAAUGUUGAGUGUAAGCCCAACAGUAUGGGUCAGUUUGGCCAGAUCCGGAUUUCAGGUCAACUUUCUGAGGAUAAUGGAUUUUCUGAGAUAUGUUUGGAGUAGAAAGGGGGGGGGGGGCGGCUCCCUGAAUAGGUACAGCGAGCAGUCUCUAUUUUGGAAGGCUGAAAGUGGAAACAUAUAGUACAUUUCCCUUUAUUUCUUAGACACGUUUUCAGCAGCCUAUACGGAUACAAGUCUUUUUCAACAAAGAACAUUAUUUGUCUUCAUAUUUACUUUUAAUAAUAAUAAUAAUUUUAUUUAUAUAGCGCUUUUUCUCCAAUAGGACUCAAGGCGCUUAACAGAUACAUAGCAUGAUAUAGUACAGAAAAUAAUGAAUUACAGAAUAGCUUUGCAUAAAAUACAGAAGCAUGGAGAUACUAAAGGGACAAUUAUGGGAAUGCUUGAGUAAAAAGGAAAGUUUUGAGUCUACUUUUGAAGGAUUCUAUUGUUGGGGCCUAUCGCACUGUGCGGGGAAGUGAGUUCCAUAGAUUCGGAGCCACAUGGCUAAAAGCUCGACCCCCAGAUGAAUUACGGGAGAUUCUAGGUACUGCUAAAAGUCCUUCAUCUACAGAUCGCAGUAAUCGAGAGGGGCAGUAUGGGGUCAGAAGCUGCUUCAGGUACCUUGGGCCCUGGUCAUGUACUGCUUUGAAACUCAGUAAGCCAAUCUUGAAGAUGAUUCGCCAUCUUACAGGCAGCCAGUGAAGGGAGUAGAGUAUGGGUGUUAUGUGGCUAGAACGGGGCUUGUCGGUUAACAGCCUGGCAGCUGUGUUUUGCACCAGCUGUAAGCGGUGCAAUUCUUUUGCUGGGAGACCAAGGUAGAGGGCAUUACAGUAGUCUAAUCGAGAUGAUACAAAUGCAUGGAUGACUUUUGGCAGAUCAUCUGAGGGAAUUAAGUGCUUGAUUCUGGCUAUGUUCCUCAGGUGAAAGAAUGAGGAUUUGAUUGUGGCUGAUAUCUGAUGUUUAAGUGUCAAACCACCAUCCAGGACAACGCCAAGAUUCCGCACACGAUCAGUGGUUUGUAAUUCUGAAUCCCCGAGUGUAAGUCCAGUUGGUUGGCUAUGCUGCAGUCUUGUCCUUUGAUAUUGCGGUCCUAUCAUAAGGACCUCUGUUUUAUCCGGGUUCAGUCGCAGCCAACUGGCACUCAUCCACUCCUGUAGCUCAGCUAGACAGCCAUUUAGGGUUGCUAUUGGGUUAUCAGUGCCCGGAGCAAAGGACAAGUACAGUUGUGUAUCAUCUGCAUAGCAGUGGUAGACUAGCCCAUGGCGCCUGAUUAUUUCACCCAGCGGGCGCAUGUAUACUGCAAAAAGCAUGGGGGAUAGUAUAGAACCUUGUGGGACACCACAUGGCAAUGGCACUGGUGGUGAGGAGUAUAAUCCAGACGAUACUCUCUGUGACCUGCCUGUGAGAAAUGAUUUGAACCAGCUUAGGACUGUGCCAUCCAGUCCACAAAAAUGUAUCAGUCGCUCAAUCAGAAGCCCAUGGUCCACGGUAUCAAAUGCUGCAGAGAGAUCCAGAAGGAUUAAUACUUUUGGCCAAGAUAAAUUGAUACAGCUCACAUAUAGCACAAAGGACCAGAGCCACUAGUGAGGAUAUAACUGUACUGUACCUUUGGAAAUGGUACAAUGGUUGGCUUUAUGGUAUAAGGAUUGUCUACCCAUAUUGCUUUAUCCUACAAAAUGGCUGCAUACAUUGUGUGUUGCUCUUUAAGAAUUGGCAUUGAUAAAAAAAAAUACUUAAACUUGGCAUCUCUUGGAAUUACCUUUUGUAAAUGGCCACCAUUUUACAUUUUUUCAACAAGCGUUGGUUAGAAGUAAUAUAGGCCCUCAUUCCGAGUUGUUCGCUCGUUCUUUUUCAUCGCAUCGCAGUGAAAAUCCGCUUAGUACGCAUGCGCAAAGUUCGCACUGCGACUGCGCCAAGUAACUUUACUAUGAAGAAAGUAUUUUUACUCACGGCUUUUUCUUCGCUCCGGCGAUCGUAAUGUGAUUGACAGGAAAUGGGUGUUACUGGGCGGAAACACGGCGUUUCAGGGGCGUGUGGCUGAAAACGCUACCGUUUCCGGAAAAAACGCAGGAGUGGCCGGAGAAACGGUGGGAGUGCCUGGGCGAACGCUGGGUGUGUUUGUGACGUCAACCAGGAACGACAAGCACUGAACUGAUCGCACAGGCAGAGUAAGUCUGGAGCUACUCUGAAACUGCUAAGUAGUUAGUAAUCGCAAUAUUGCGAAUACAUCGGUCGCAAUUUUAAGAAGCUAAGAUUCACUCCCAGUAGGCGGCGGCUUAGCGUGUGUAACUCUGCUAAAUUCGCCUUGCGACCGAUCAACUCGGAAUGAGGGCCAUAGUCCUUAACAUUCAUUGUAACAAGUCCCCAGACUUGUGAGAUGUUUGUCUUUUGUCUUUCAUUAUUAAACCUUUAAGUGCGUAUUCCCUUAAAGAUUUAGGAAUAAACUGCACCUUAAAGAUGUAUUAGCUUGCAAGAAAUAUAUAUUUUAAAAACGUUCUUCCUCCUAUGUGAUAUGUUUUCAAUGUAAUUGUAUUUAAAUUAUACUGACAACAUUUCUUAAGUAUCUUAUCAGACCGCUGCUAGCUUAUCAAAGACCUAACCAUAAUAUUCACAAAUAUAUUUUCUAUAUUUGUUUUUAGGCACUUAUUAAAAGUAAAGGUUUGAAUGACGUCAUUGCUUCACCUAGAAGUAUUUUCUGUAAGCCUUUUCGUUGACUAUAUGGCAGUGAUGGGUAACCAAAUUCACUUUAGGGGCCACAUUGUUGGUCCUCCUCCCUAUUUAAAGGUCACACAUUGCCUAAUAAAUGAAUACAAUAAAUUAGCAGCAAGGUGGCUGGCAGGUGCAGGCUCCUAGUGCAUUGUACAUCCCCAGAGUUUCCUGGCUGUUAGCCAUCACUGCUCUAUGGGGGGCAGUUCAAACCUGACGUUACUGGUGGUAAUAAAUGACACAGUGCUAUAUACAUUGACAUGUAUCGUAACUUUGGUUCAGCAUUGGCUUGAAUGUUUUACAGAUAUAUUUGUGAAUAUUACAAGUCUUUUAUGUAUUAGAUCAACUACUGUAGUAUGUCUAGUAACCCUUUAAAUUGCAUGUGCUGACUUGGACUAAUUGAAAGUAGUUUAAUUUUCUAUUAUUUGCUGUGUGCAGUAGUGGCAUUUGGAUGUUUCCCAGUUUGCGACAACCUCCUUUUUAGCUCGUACUCUCAUCCCUUUCCCCAUGUAGAAAUUUGGUGAAAGGUUGGAUUUGAUCCUCCGGUCCUCACAAUGACCCAAUUACUGGUGCAUGACAACAGAUUGCAUACCUAGAUGGGAAAUGUGUUUCUACUGUAUCUAAGGGUGAUUGAAACCUGGUAUAAAGGUGGGUGUGUACUGAAUAAGGAUUUUGACUGGAUAGCCAUGGCUUCUGUGUAGUCGGGCAUCAAAUGUCAGUCCAUAUCUCUAUGAUUUACAUAUAGUAGGAUGCUUCCAGUUCACAUUCCACAUGUCCAGGAUUCAAAAAGUGCAGUCAUUGGUGGCAGGAACUAUAUAGAAGGGGGAAUUGGUAAGUGGUUAUAACUUAGGCGAACCCUUUUAAAGCUGAGGUGAAAGUUUUCAAAAAAUAUUAAUUCUCAUCAAAUGAUGGAGAAAAAAGACAAAACACAUUGUUAGGCCUUGUUUUGUCAAUGUUGCAAGGCGGUCUGCCUUAUGGAGGCUACAUGUAUCUAGGAUCUGAUUCACUUUCAUAUACUAUGUCUUUACCUAUUUGCAUUCUGUGAAAGAUCUCAUAUUGUUGCGUACAUAAUUGUUCCAUUUUCUAUGUGUAAAGCAAGAAAUGUGAGCUAUCACAGCUUAUUCAUUGUUACUUAUUUAUUUAAAGAGCAUUUUUUCAUAUUUACUAAUACUACUCCAGGUUUAACAAUGCUGUCUGGCUUCCUCUGUUAUGUAUGUGCUGGAAAAUGUGAGUGUUAAGUUACGAAUACUAAAAGUUACUUAGGAAAUCUACCAAAUCCGUUCUAUCGAAGGAAGCUGUUAAUGGAUCUAAUUUAUAGUGCAUACAAGGGAUUUUGUUAUGCUGCAUUAACAUUUGCUUCAGACCUUUUUUUUUUUUUUUUUUUUAAUCUUUAUUUUUUUGGGGGGUGAGGGUUGGGGAAGGAUGUUAUUUGGUCCUGACCAAAUUGUGUUGGAAAUACCUUGUUCUAAAGGUAAUUUGAAAACUCCCUCGUAUAGGAUCGCACAGAGCCUGGUGUAAUAAAUGCAUUGAAAAAAAUUAUCUAUUUCAGGUUGCUUUGAAAUACUUGAAAUAUGGUUAAAAAAUUUAUAUUUUCAUCGUCUGUUGUUUUCAACUUUAAAAACACAUUUUGUACCAAAAAUGUCAAACACUGUGCUGUAUGUAUAUGUAUAAUUAUAGAGGUCAGGUGCAUUUACAAGAUGCUUGUGACUUAAAAUAUUAUUGACUUGUAAAAUAACAUUUUAAGUCGUAUGUUGGCUGUUUGAAAAAUGUAAAAUCAUUAUUGUCCUAUGA